GGCGUACGUGUGCGACGGGCGUUGACUGUUCGGUGACCGUGAUCGAAAAAUCUUCAGUCGUGAAAAUUUUGGCCGUUUUAUACAAACAUCAAAUGUUCUAGUGCAGUUAUCCGCUAUUUCUUAUGGUUUAAGUAGCGCUAUACAUAGCGUUCUCGUAAUAGAACGGUACUAAAGAUCAUAGAUUACAAAUUAUUGUAUUUCGGCACGUCGGUCCAUCUCGCCACCCGGUUUCAAAAUGGCGUCGAAAAAGAUGAAGAAUGCGGACGAAGAUUAUGGUCGUGAGGAUAGCUACCGCGUCGCCAUCACUCCUCAUGGAGCCGACGGUAAAGUACCAGGAGGGAAACCACAGUCCCGUAGAAAGAAGCCAGCUAAGAAAUCAAAAAAGCAGGAGAAAGAAAAUCUCGAUGAGCUCAAGAAGGAGUUGGAUAUGGAUGAGCACCAGAUCCCGAUGGAAGAGCUGUUUGACAGGUUAGGCGCAGAUCUACACAGAGGGCAUACAACGCAGCGAGCGCAGGAGAUCACGGAGAGAGAUGGUCCAAAUUCACUGACUCCACCUAAGAGAACACCAGAAUGGGUAAAAUUCUGCUCGCAGCUAUUUGGAGGGUUCUCGACGUUGCUGUGGAUAGGUGCCAUUCUAUGUUACGUUGCCUAUUCUAUACAGGUUGGCACGGAGGAAGAUCCGCAAGCCGACAAUUUAUACCUAGGUAUUGUGCUGACAGCUGUUGUAGUUGUUACUGGAUGUUUCUCCUACUACCAAGAAGCGAAGAGUUCGAAGAUCAUGGAAUCUUUCAAGGACAUGGUUCCUCAGUAUGCUCUGGUAAUAAGAGAUGGUGAGAAGAGGACAAUGCGAGCUGAGGAACUGGUUGUUGGUGACAUCGUGGAGGUCAAGUUUGGUGACAGGGUGCCAGCUGACAUUCGUGUCAUAUCUGCGCAUGGUUUCAAGGUCGACAACUCUUCACUGACUGGAGAAUCUGAGGCACAGUCCAGAGGACCUGACUGCAGCAACCCGAACCCAUUAGAAACGCGCAACAUUGCGUUCUUCUCUACCAAUGCUGUUGAGGGAGUCUGCACCGGAAUCGUCAUCAACACCGGCGACCGCACCGUCAUGGGUCGCAUUGCCAACUUGGCUUCUGGGCUCGACACGGGCGAGACACCCAUCGCCAAAGAGAUUGCGCAUUUCAUCCACAUCAUCACCGGCGUUGCAGUCUUUCUCGGCGUUAGCUUCUUCGUCAUCGCCUUCAUCCUCGGCUACUUCUGGCUCGACGCCGUCAUCUUCCUGAUCGGCAUCAUCGUCGCGAACGUACCCGAGGGUCUGCUGGCCACCGUCACCGUCUGUCUGACGCUGACGGCCAAGCGCAUGGCGUCCAAGAACUGCCUCGUCAAGAACCUGGAGGCUGUCGAGACGCUGGGCUCCACGUCGACCAUCUGCUCGGACAAGACCGGCACGCUGACGCAGAACCGCAUGACCGUCGCUCACAUGUGGUUUGACAACCAGAUCUGGGAGGCGGACACGUCGGAGGACCAGACUGGCCAGACGUUCGACAAGGAGGCGCAGGGAUGGAAGGUUCUGUCACGCUGCGCCGGCCUGUGCAACCGCGCCGAGUUCAAACCGGACCAGAACGACCUGCCGAUUCUAAAGCGCGAGUGCACGGGCGACGCGUCUGAGUCGGCUCUCAUGAAGUGCGUCGAGCUGUCCAUCGGCAAUGUCGCCGCGAUGCGCAAGACGAUGACGAAGGCCUGCGAGAUUCCGUUCAACUCGACGAACAAGUACCAGGUGUCGAUCCACGAGACAGCCGACGACCCGCAGCACGACCACAUCCUCGUGAUGAAGGGCGCGCCUGAGCGCAUCUUCGACCGCUGCGCGACGAUCUACGUCGACGGGCAGGAGCAGCCGAUCAGCGACGACUGGAAGAACGCAUUCAACAACGCCUACCUGGAGCUGGGCGGCCUCGGCGAGCGCGUGCUAGGCUUCUGCGACCUUGCGUUGCCCGCCGGCGAGUUUCCGAAGGGUUACCCGUUCGAUGCCGACGAUGCGAACUUCCCCCUCGACAACCUGCGCUUCAUUGGGCUGAUGGCGAUGAUCGACCCGCCGCGCGCCGCCGUCCCCGACGCCGUCGCCAAGUGCCGCAGCGCGGGCAUCAAGGUGAUCAUGGUCACAGGCGACCACCCGAUCACUGCACAGGCCAUUGCGAAGAGUGUCGGCAUCAUCUCGGAGGGCAAUGAGACGGUCGAGGACAUCGCGGCGCGUCUCGGCAUCUCGCCGGACGACGUGAACCCGCGGGACGCGAAGGCGUGCGUCGUGCACGGCGUCGAUCUCAAGGACAUGACACCGGCGCAGAUCGACGACAUCCUCAAGCACCACACGGAGAUCGUGUUCGCGCGCACCUCGCCGCAGCAGAAGCUCAUCAUCGUCGAGGGCUGCCAGCGGCAGGGCGCCAUCGUCGCCGUGACGGGCGACGGCGUAAACGACUCGCCCGCGCUGAAGAAGGCCGACAUCGGCGUCGCGAUGGGCAUCGCCGGCAGCGACGUCAGCAAGCAGGCUGCUGACAUGAUCCUGCUCGACGACAACUUUGCGUCGAUCGUGACCGGCGUCGAGGAGGGCCGCCUCAUCUUCGACAACCUGAAGAAGUCGAUCGCGUACACGCUGACGAGCAACAUCCCAGAGAUCUCGCCGUUCCUGUUCUUCAUUCUCGCCGACAUCCCGCUGCCGCUCGGCACGAUCACGAUCCUGUGCAUCGACCUCGGCACCGACCUCGUGCCGGCGAUCUCGCUGGCGUACGAGGAGGCGGAGAGCGACAUCAUGAAGCGGCAGCCACGCGACCCGGUACACGACAAGCUGGUCAACGAGCGUCUGAUCUCGAUUGCGUACGGACAGAUCGGCAUGAUGCAGGCGUCUGCUGGGUUCUUCGUCUACUUUGUCAUCAUGGGCGCAAACGGAUUCCGUGUCGAUCGUCUCGUCGGCCUGCGUGCGGAGUGGGACUCUAGGGCACUGAACAACCUCGAGGACUCCUACGGCCAGCAGUGGACCUACUCCAACCGCAAGAUUCUGGAGUACACUUGCCACACAGCCUUCUUCAUCUCGAUCGUCAUCGUGCAGUGGGCGGACUUGAUCAUCUGCAAGACCCGUCGCAACAGCAUCCUGCAGCAGGGCAUGAAGAACUGGACGCUCAACUUUGGCCUCUUCUUCGAGACGUGCCUUGCCGCUUUCCUCUGCUACUGCCCUGGCCUCGACAAGGGCCUGCGCAUGUACCCUCUCGAGUUCUACUGGUGGCUACCCGCAUUCCCCUUCAGCAUUGUCAUUUUCAUCUACGAUGAGAGUCGGCGUUUCCUCCUGCGUCGCAAUCCAGGAGGGUGGGUGGAGAGGGAAACUUACUACUAGAAGGAUCGCGCCGUGUGGUCAUAUGGCAGCAGCCGUCGGCGUUGUGGUACGUUUAGAAUUGCAUUGGUUUUGCACAAAGGUUUUAAUUGACCGUUUAACUUUGUUCGGCCAUAGCACUGUUAGGGUAUUAGGGGACUUUUUAGGCAGCGGUAUAUAUACCCAUUUCCAUCGUAAAAUCGUAACAACACAGAUCUGACCAUGUACUCGGGGUGGGGGGAGGUUGGCUUCAUAUCACUGAGCCCUUGCAAGCUGGUAUUGAUUAUUUGUUGAAUCUGAGACAGCCAGUAGCCACACAUGUAGUACUUAGUGGGACAUGGUCUCCCCCCUGGAAUAUAAUAUAAUUUAAAUCUAGCAGUACAUAAUUCUGUUAAGAACAGUUGUUUGUAGAUACAAGUUUACUGGUUAAUUCUUAGUUAGUGUUGUUAACGUCUUACAGUUAGUUGGAGAGGCACUUUCACAAGACAGUAAUCAUGGGUACAGUUAUAACAUGUAAUUUUAUUGUUUGAUUGAUUUAUGUUUAUUCAACUGUUGAUGAAAAGGUGAACGAAUGAGCGAGCUGCUCCUCUUGGUGGGGACAUAUUAUAUACAUAUAUAUUAUGCUUCCGCUGUAGAACCGUCUGGUUGUGAUGUGUGCGCAACUUUGUUGGCAAGGCUGAGAGGUCAUCAGUAGCAGUUUAAAAGUUACGUGUGCGCGCACACGUUGCACAGGAGUGGCUCUGCUAUUGGUAAGCAAUCGUGUUUGUAUGAAAAUGCAGUUAUAUAUGCUGUUUGGGUAAUGGGUUUAGCUUUUUAGGGGUAUUUUAGAUUUUAUUUUUGACGUGUUCUUGUUAAAUCGAGUUACAGGGAACGUGCGCAUGCUUACAUGGUUCUUCUGAUUCUUGCUCUGCUCCCAUAAACGAAAUGUAUCGCAUUUUAUUUGUAGUGGUUAUUCUCAUUUGCAAACAAGCCAAGUAAGCAUAUAUAUAUAUACAAGUAAGGCGGAUAGCAUAGCAUACAUUAGAAUAAUUGUUGAUGUGCAGUUUUUUACUGGCUUCCUUCCCCUGAACCCUGUGCAGCUGUAAAAAUAGUGUAUACCUCGCUUUAAUUCAUGCCAUAUUAGAGCCGUGGCAUCCAACAUGCAAGUUGCAUGUUGCCUUGUAGUUAUCUUAUAUUGUUGUCACUCACUAAAGUAACCAAGCACAGCUUUCCAAUGUUCCCAGUUGGCUAGCAAUAUUCAGGUGAAUCUUCGAUGUGUGGUUUAGCGUAACAAAAGCUGUGUUUUGAUUACCACUUGUUAUGAAGAAGCUUAAGGGUAGCCAGCCGAAGGAGCGCUGACGCCACCAUACCGCUCAGCAGCACGAGUACUGAGACCUAUUUGAGAUGUUGGGGGCUACACGUGAUAUGUGCAUGUGUGUGUGUUGAUGUGUGUGUGUGUGUGUGUGCGUGUGCGUGUGCGUGUGCGUGUGUGUAUGUGCUUGCCUAUGUGCGCAUGUGCGUGCAUGCAUGUCACCCGUUGUGCAAGUGUGACUGUGAGUGCAUCUGUGUAUGUGCACGCGUGCGUGUGCGUGCAUGUAAUCGAACGUGAUGCUCAUCCGCGUUAUGUGGUAUUGCCAUGCUGAGCCGUGCAUUGUGUGGUAAUCCAAUGCUGAUCUGCAUAUUGUAUGGUUAUGAGUAUACGGUUCUAGCAUUCCUGUGUGCUGAGAAAUGCGCAGUACCCGCACUUGCUUUGUCAAGGUAUUUUAGUCGGAGCAGUAACCGAUUAUUUCUAUAUCAAUAAUAAGAGAUCUGCAGUAAAGAAUUGCUGUAAUAUUAUACUGUUCUCCACCCAGGGUGGCAGAUUUCCUAAUUUUAUGCACAGUAAUUGAAUUUAUGUGGUGUAGUACAAAAAACGUAAAAUGCACCAGGUCAUCAUAGGUGACUUAACACUAGCAUAGAUGAAGUUCGGUAAAUCAUGUUAUCUGUCAAAGUCGGUGUGCAAAGCAGGGUAUACAGUAGUUGGGCAUCGGAGUUAUAAAUUGUUAAAUUGAUGGAAUUGUCAAAAUGAUUGAUUUGUAGGCCAGGCUAGGGUAUGAAAUGUAUAAAUCAUUGAUCCGUUUAGGAAAAUUAAGCCUGGGAUAUGUGUAGCCUAGCACGUUCGCAGUAGGUUUGUACAGCCUCUGAGGGACCACCGUGUUUGCAGUGCACCGUACAAUCGUGUAACCUGCACUUGCUGUUCCAUGUACACCGACCCUGCCAGUAGUUAUCAAAGCUCCAAGUCAAAGUUCCUGUACAUAUCUGCAUGUGGAUUGUUUGAGGGACAGCCCAGGAUCUUUUAUUGUUAUGCCAAAUUUGACACGGAGGGUUGAUAAGGCUGGAAUUGCUUGUGUCUUGUAGUUAAUCGUGUAUGUAGACUUGUCUCAGUUUAAAAGUUGCAAUACCUUGUGUAGUUUUAUCAUUAUAUCUUUAAACUCAUUGUUUGAAAUAUCCGUGUUUUUUUCAAGUUGAUUGUAAUACUUAUCGUCAUCAGGAGCGUAUAAUGACAAAUACUUUAUCAUUAUAUGCUCCUGCGUCAUGUAAUGCUCCUAACCAUGUUAUUUGUUGCGGUGGAGUUUUUCUGUUGAAAAGUUUGUCCGCUCGUAACUGGUUCGUGUGAUUCCAUGGGGCACUAGUACUACUGUUUCUGUUUCGGGGCGUUGAAUGCAUCAUUCAGAGAGUUGAGUGUAUGUCACGGCUCAUCUUUCCACUUAAAAGCGUUUGCUGGUGUGUUUUUUGCCGUGCCGCUUGAUCUUAAUUUAGAACGUAUACAGUAUACGAACACUUGUGCCGUGUCACGUCGCUUCCCCGUUUCGGAGCAUAGUCGUGUUCAGCUGCCCUGCCCGCUGCGUGGCCUCAUCUCGUAAAGAUCUACAUUUAUAUCACACACUGCCUGCAUGACUCGAACCCGGCGUGCUGCGGCGUACGUAGACGCGGGCGUGGCUUCUCAAGCUCGCUGAGUUUCUGUUCUGUGUUUGUUAUUAGGGACGUCGUUGCUUAUCAUCGACGUUCUGCUAGGCACCGCCAGCCAGCGCCCGCCCGCCACGCAGGUCUGUCACUCACUCACGCGUGCGCACGCGCAAGACUAUCUGCAUGGCGGGCGGGCUGGCAGGCGGGCCAGACUUCUUGAAUCUCAAUUCACGCUGCAUGCUCACCGUUACGAUGAUAUUUACUCACAUUUUCACAAACGUGUCCGGUUUGUUGAUUUUUAUAGUGUUUCAGCACACGAACAAUCUGAAGGUGCAAGUCUCUGUAUUGCUUUUAUAGUGUCAAGAAAUGGAUUUAUGAUAGCACGUCGCUGGUAUUGUUAAUGACUGGGCCGAUCACGAAGCUCAUGUUGGUGAUAUUUAAUGAUGAUGAUAGUUAACUGACACAUUUAUGGUUUCAUUUAAAUUAUAGAUGUUAGUCUCCUUAGAUGAGAUUUAAAUUUUAUCAGAAUAUGUUUGUUUUUAUAAUCAUUUGGAACACUGAUUGUACAUGUGUAACAUUUUGUUGCAUGUAACGAAAUGGAAUACGAAAUACUCAACGCGGUUUACAUAGAAGCCGUUCCAAACUGUGAAUCUCAUUAAUAUUUUUUGUCAGAAUCUUUGCCACAGACAGUUGCUUAUCAACGCUGUUAAUUACUCAACUAUAGAAAAAAUAUGUUUUUAUUAAUUUCUGGAAUUACUCACAUUCCGUCGUCGGCGUCUGUGCACGUUAACUACAGUGAACUGUAUCGGAGGCGUUCUAUGUUCCAACUUUACAGUAAUUGUAGAAGCGAGAUGUUGUUACGAAUGCCGCAAGAUAGUGUUGUAUUCAGCACUAUCCAGCUUGUUUACAUUUCUAGUUUAAUUUGAUUUUUACUGUACUGACAGUAUAAUGGCAAUAAAGGUCAUCAUUCUUCAUCUUGA
Priapulus caudatus is the source of this 7260-nucleotide messenger RNA. RefSeq names its product sodium/potassium-transporting ATPase subunit alpha-B-like. The record is from RefSeq and is a predicted model, not a curated record. Gene Ontology annotation, biological process: intracellular sodium ion homeostasis; proton transmembrane transport; sodium ion export across plasma membrane. Gene Ontology annotation, molecular function: P-type sodium:potassium-exchanging transporter activity; ATP hydrolysis activity; ATP binding. Gene Ontology annotation, cellular component: membrane. The transcript has a single exon. Lineage: Eukaryota; Metazoa; Priapulida; Priapulimorpha; Priapulimorphida; Priapulidae. Bases 236 to 3379 code for a protein of 1047 amino acids.